AUAUCCCUAUCAAUGCAGUCAUUGUAGUAAAAGUUUUAGCCAGUGCUCAAGAUUGCUUUGGUGAAACAUCAGAAUCCAUACUGGAGAGACGCCUUAUGCUUGUAACCAUGUAACAAAUAUUUUAGUCAGAGUUCUGAUGUGAUAAAACAUCAAAGAAUCCACACUGGGGAGAAACCAUAUAAAUGUGAUGUGUGGGGAAAGCCUUCAGUCAGAGCUCAGAUCUUAUUCUGCAUCAGAGAAUCCACAAUGGGGAGAAACCAUAUCCAUGUAACAGUGUGGCAAAAGUUUCAGUCAGAAUUCAGACUUUAUUAAACAGUGAAGGGUCCACACUGGAGAGAAAUCCUAUAAAUGUCAUGAAUAUGGGAAAGCUUUUAAUCAGAGCUCAGUCCUUAUUUUACAUCAGAGAAUUCAUAUUGGAGAGAAACUCUAUCCCUGUGAUCAAUGUAGCAAAACCUUCAGAAGACUUUCAGAUCUUAUUAAUCAUCACGAAUUCACACUGGAGAGAGGCCUUAUCCAUGUAAUCAGUGCAAUAAAAUGUUUUGUCGAAGAUCAGAUCUUGUUAAACAUCACAGAAUUCAUACAGAUGAGAAACCCUAUGAAUGUGAUCAAUGUGGGAAAGCCUUUAGUCGGAGCUCCAACCUCAUUCUUCAUCAGAGAAUCCACACUGGAGAGAAACCUUAUCCCUGUAGGGAUUGGACUAAAAGCUUUAGUCACGGUCCAGAUCUUGUUAAGCAUCAAAGAAUACACACUGGAGAGAAACCAUAUGCAUGUAAUCAGUGUGAUAAAAGAUACAGUCAAAGCUCAGACCUCACUAAACAUCAGAGAGUACACGCUGGUGAAAAGCCUUACAUUGUAAUAGUUGUGAGAAAGCCUUCAGUAAGAGUUUUGACCUUAUUCUUCAUCAGAGGACUCCACACUGGAGAAAAACCUUAUCCAUGCGCACAGUGCAGCAAAAGGUUCAAUCACAACUCAUACCUCAUUAAACAUCAGAAAAUACACACUAGGGAAAAACCAUAUAAAUGUAAUGAGUACAGGAAGGCUUUCAAUCAGUGUUCAGCCCUACACCAGAGAAUCCACACUGGUGAGAAACCAAAUCCAUGUGAUGAAUGUGGCAAAGCUUUAGUCGGCACUCUGAUCUCAUUAAUCAUUGAAAAAUACACACUGGUGAGGUGAAAAGACAUGUAAGUGUGAUGCAUGUGGGAAAGCCUUUAGCACAUGCACAGAUCUAAUUGAACACCAGAAAAUCCAUGGUGGGGAGAAACACUAGUAUGUUCAGUACAGCAGAAGUUUUAGCCAACUCUUCGAACUUACUAAUCAUGAGGAAGACCAUUGUGGGGAAUACAGUCAAAAUGUGAUGAAUGUGAGAAAACUUUAGUGUAUACGUCACCUCGAUUCAGUACCAGAGAUACCAUACCAGAAAAAAAUCUAAAUGAAUGCUGUUGAUUAUUGAUGAGUAUGAAAAAGGUUUUAAUUAGUGUUGAACCCUUAUACAACAUUAAAACCACACUGGAGCCAGACAUGGUGGCUCACACCUGUAAUCCCAGAACUUGGGAGGAAGAGGUGGAAGCAUCACUUGAGCCCAGGAGUUUGAGGCUGCAGUGAGCUAUGAUCACACCAUGCACUCCAGCCUGAGAACAGAGACUCUAUUU
Callithrix jacchus (white-tufted-ear marmoset) is the source of this 1649-nucleotide messenger RNA. The record is from RefSeq and is a predicted model, not a curated record. Lineage: Eukaryota; Metazoa; Chordata; Mammalia; Primates; Cebidae.